Mesorhabditis belari is the source of this 1023-nucleotide messenger RNA. NCBI's taxonomy places the organism in Eukaryota, Metazoa, Nematoda, Chromadorea, Rhabditida, Rhabditidae. The record is from the annotation of a GenBank genome assembly.
AUGCUUCCCUUUUACUAUCAUUCCAUCGAAUCGUCCGUCUCUCAAAGUACAUUGGAUUCGGACGAGUUUUCCUCGACUCUUGGACCCGUCGAUUUCCCAGUUGAUUACUAUUGUCUUUCUAUUAAUAAUGUUUUUAAAACAAAGAGAAUUUUCGACAUGGCUGCCUCAACAAUUGGUAUCAUUCUGAAUUCAAUCCAUAUCGGGAUACUUGUUUACAUCAAAUUGAUGAAAAAAGCUCGAAGUUACGAGCUGCUUCUUGGACAGGGAGUCCUUGCAUUUUUGACUCAUUUAUUCUUGCUGCUUGGAUGUCUCGUUGAUUUGUGUAUGGUUGGAGUGAGCGAGUCGGCUGCAUGGUUUCGAGCACAUAUCUGGUUGUUUUUGGUGAACACUUUCAUGGCCUCGUAUGGCUUUUUGAUCAUUGCUUUGUGUAUCGAUCGUUAUGUGGCACUGAAUCGUCCGAUCUACUAUAGACACACGUUUGUGAGAAGACGGACAAGAUGGGGGCUGAUCAUUGGAAGUUGUAUUCUCGGGAUGAUUUUUUGCCUGCGUUGGAUACCAUUCAAUCGAGUUACUGAAGACAAUGAUAUUGAGGAGAACACAACGAUCAGUCGAACUUGGUAUUAUACAACGUGGCGAAUCAUGGUUUAUCUUGAGCAGUAUGUUUUUGCUGGAAUAGCGAUGAUUGUUCUGAGCUAUUCCAAUAUUCGAAAACUUGAAGAAAUCAAGCGUUCUUAUAAAGAAGAAACAUUGGGAAUGACUGGAGAAAUUAAAGUCGAAUGGAUUCGCAAUCAUACGACAAUCUCGAAAAUUUGUGCCGUUCUCGCCAUCUCAUACGUGAUGUUCAAUUGGCCGUAUUGUAUUGUCGACUAUUUGUACACGGAUGAUAUAAGCAUUUUCGGUUGGCCGUAUCGAUCAACGAAAGAUCUCAUUUUACGAUUACGCUUUCAUCGCUCGUCAACAAUGAAAAAAAUCGUUGAUUCACGAGAAUCAACUACCACUCAAAAUACUGUCUUCACUGUUUGU